Trematosphaeria pertusa is the source of this 1800-nucleotide messenger RNA. Its product is annotated as mandelate racemase/muconate lactonizing protein-like protein. NCBI's taxonomy places the organism in Eukaryota, Fungi, Ascomycota, Dothideomycetes, Pleosporales, Trematosphaeriaceae. Bases 448 to 1593 code for a protein of 381 amino acids. The record is from RefSeq and is a predicted model, not a curated record. The transcript has 3 exons. Gene Ontology annotation, molecular function: galactonate dehydratase activity. Gene Ontology annotation, biological process: D-galactonate catabolic process; amino acid catabolic process.
UUGCUGGAGUUACCCAAGAGGAUGAGCGACAACAUCGUAAAAUAUGGGGAAGGUAGUUGUCGGUAAGUUCGGUGGCAUUUCGUCCAUUUCCCGAAGCUAGAGUUCCGAAGAGUGGAGCUCUGGUUCCCCAUCGUGACCCCGCGCCGACGUCGGGAUUGCCUCAAAGAGAACGCAUUCAUGGCGUAUCCGAGCGGCUUACCAAGUCCAUCUGGUAUGAAAAGUUCUCGCAGUAGGGGAAGCCUGGGUCCGUAUUUCAAGCCGGCGUCCUUGGAGCCCUGGUACUCAACCCCCACUUCCCCAGGCCUUUCCACGACUGCCAAACUACGGGUUGAGCAUCGACCGCGAACUUUGAUUAUUCAUCAAUUCCUUCUAUCUCUGGACUGUUUUGGUCUCUGAUCGGAAAAUCCACGCCAUUUUUAGUCAAAUUGUAGUCCCAAUAGCUCGCAGAUGGGUAAAAUAGCUACCAUUGAAUACUUCCGCGUACCACCAAGAUGGCUCUUUGUCAAAAUCACGGAUGAGGCAGGUAAUACUGGAUGGGGCGAAGCUUCUCUGGAAGGGCAUACCCAAGCAGUCGAGGGAUGUCUAGACGCAUGGACUGACAGAUAUUUGGGCUUCGAGGCAGACGAGAUAGAGCACAUCUGGCAGAUGUCAUGGCGAACCAGCUUCUACCGUGGCGGCCCGGUCUUCAUGAGUGCACUAGCAGGCAUUGACAUCGCACUAUGGGAUCUCAAGGCCCGGAAACUGGGUGUACCGAUCUAUCAGCUGCUCGGUGGAAAAGUCAGAGAUAAGCUGAGGGUGUACGCUUGGAUCGGUGGAGAUCGGCCUUCGGACGUCGAAAAGCAAGCGCAAGCUAGAAAAGAGCAAGGUUUCAAUGCUGUGAAAAUGAAUGCUACGGAGGACAUAGCUUGGCUCGAUUCCCCAUCAGCGCUGAACGAUAGCGUCGAGCGCCUAAAAACCGUCAAAGCCCUCGGUAUGGAUGCUGGAAUGGACUUCCACGGGCGCGUGCACAAACCUAUGGCCAAGCAGCUCGCCAAAGCGCUGGAACCGCAUCACCCACUCUUCAUCGAGGAGCCUCUUCUAUCUGAGCAUAUCGGCGGCAUCAAGGCCCUCUCACAACUUACCUCAAGCCCCAUCGCUCUCGGUGAAAGACUCCACAGCCGCUGGGAUGUUCGCCCCUUUCUCGAAGCUGGUUGCGUCGACAUCCUACAACCCGACAUCUCGCACUGUGGCGGGAUCUCCGAAAUGAAGCGCAUAGCCGCCAUGUGCGAAGCCUACGACGUAGCUCUCGCGCCUCACUGCCCACUUGGUCCCAUCGCGCUCGCAGCAUGCGUGCAAGUCGACGCUACUGUCGCCAACUUCUCAAUCCAGGAAAUGAGCUUGGGCAUCCAUUAUAAUGCGGGAAGUCAGGAUCUGACAAGCUACACGAAGAAUCCCGAGGUUUGGACAGUGAAGGAGGGGUAUAUUGAGUUGAUGAAGGGACCUGGACUGGGUAUUGAAGUCGAUGAGGAGAUGGUGAGAAGGUUGAGCAAAGAUGCGAAGGCUUGGUUUACGCCUGGGUUCAUUGGGCCUGGUGGGGAGAUUCGGGAGUGGUGAGCUCUUCACGGUACCAACAAUGGGCACGCCCAGAAGCUCUGGAAAGUACAGCAAGGUGUUUGUGCCACUGUUCAGCAUGAACAGUUCCAAGGUUACGAGCCAUGAGCAUAGCGGUUUGGAUAAUUUGCUGUACACCAAGUCUCGUCCACCUGUGACGCAUUUUGCUCUUUGGGCGACAUCUCCGAAGCGCAUCUGGAGGGCAUUAGC